AAUUAUACUUUUUAUUCUUUUUUCUUCUCCAAUCCAAAACAGAGAAUUCCGAUGGGUAAUUCCGGCGGAACACCGCCGUCAUUCUACGCCGUUCUCCUAAUCUCUCUACUGUCCGCCGGCGAAAGUCUCGUUUCAAACGAUACGAAAACUUGUAUGUACGCCGUCACCGUGGAAACAACCUGCACGAAGGGCGCCGACACGUCGAACCACGUCAGCCUGAGGUUCGGCGACACGAACUCGAACGACAUUGUCGUAAGACGUUUGAAUUCAAUGCACGUGAAGAGGGUGGACCCUUUGGAGCCUGAAGUUCUGGACGACAUGUCGAGAAAGCCGUUCCAAGCUUGUAUGGUGGAUCAGUUCCAAGUGACCGGAAAAUGCGUGACCUCGCCGGUUUGUUACGUCUACCUAAAACUCGCCGGCGCCGACGACUGGCGGCCGGGAUUCGUCAAAGUCCGGUCGCUGGAGGGCCCACAUCUUAGCUCUGGUUAUUUCUAUUUCCGACGUGUAUUGCCUCGGCACGUGUGGCAUGGCUUCGACACGUGUGGAGGCGAAGUCACUCCUUUUGGGAUCAAACACCAUAGAAAAGUCUUUGCAGCAAGCAAACAUUUCAGGCAUAAGCUUAAUUAAAUUCCCCCAAAGUAUUAAUUAUGUUAUUAAAUUGAUCAAUUUCUUACAUUGCUAUACAUUUUUAAUUGAAUAAUUAUCUUA
Molecule: messenger RNA, 708 nt
Organism: Momordica charantia (bitter melon)
Lineage: Eukaryota; Viridiplantae; Streptophyta; Magnoliopsida; Cucurbitales; Cucurbitaceae
Product: embryo-specific protein ATS3A
Molecular function (GO): protein binding
Source: RefSeq, a predicted model, not a curated record